UGAAAAAAACUGUUCAAAGCAGCCCCAUUGAAGUCAAUGGACGCUAGGCUUCAACGGGGAAAUGCACUGACUCUACGGGAGUGUAUGAGAAGGAAAUCGAGUCAGCCGACCUGCUAACAAGAACCACCUGAAGACUCCCUGUAAUGAGACCUCACCCUCACAAUGAGUCUCUUCACUGGGUUUGGCAAGUCUUUCCCUGUUCUUUGUGAAAAAGUGCCAGUUCCCAAGUAUGAUUACAUCACAUUUUAUUGGUGUAAUCUAUAGAUUGCCCCUGCUGACUAUAUCCAGUAUACUAUACUGACUAUACAGUAUACUAUACUGACUAUAACCCUAUAUAAAUUGAUGCAUAAUUUUUUCUCCUCUCCAUGUCAGUAGGGAAACCAUACAUUCACACUCCUUUCUGUGAGUAACUGGAGCACUCCCUUGCCGCACAGCCAACUAUAGUGGAGACUGUUCAAGGACAGCAUGCUUUAUAUGAUUGGCGUGGAGAGACUAAAAGUCACCGUGGGGCAGACAGUAGACAGAGGAACCAGACUGAGGACUCGGGAGGGCAAGAACCGUGGCUGAGCAGAGACUCACCAAAGUGCUGUGAACUUAUAUGAUUUGAAGGUGCCGGAGUGCACAACUUUUAUUUUGGUGAACAUAAAUAAAUUUUUCCCGAGCCUCAGUUACGCCGAAUCCGACUUCUUCCUUCCUUCAUCCGAACUUUGCUACACUGGUGCCGAAACCCGGGAAGGAAGAAGCCCGGCCGCCGCCAUCAUGCAGUCCCCGCCGAGCUCGCCGUUUGCGGAAGUCAUCCAAUCGCUCGCGGGCCUCCACCAAGAACACCAUCAGGCGCUGCUGGAGAUGCGGGACGAUCAGGAGCGCCGUUUCCGCUCCCUGAUGCAGGCCCAGCAGGAGGACCGCGAGCUGUUCCGGAGCUGGAUGGACCAGGAGGGACGGGCCGGGGGGCCGUCCUCAAGAAACUCCACCGGCCCCUCUCACCUGCCCCUAAAUAAAAUGGGGCCACAGGACGACCCAGAAGCUUUCCUUGAUUUGUUCGAGAAGUCGGCCGAGGCAUGUGGGUGGCCACAAGACCAAUGGCCGGUGCGUCUCAUACCUCUGCUGUCGGGGGAGGCCCAGGUGGCGGCCCAACAAUUGCCCGUCCAAAACCUCCUGGUCUUCACCGACCUCAAGCGAGCCAUCCUCCAGCGGGUCGGCUGGAGCCCAGAACAACAUCGCCAGCGGUUUCGGUCACUGGAGCUGGGCGAUAGUGGCCGGCCCUUCGUGCUCGCUCAACAGCUCCGGGACGCUUGCCGCAGAUGGCUGUUGGCCGGGGGAGGCGACGUCGAGCAGAUCCUCGACCGAGUGGUGCUGGAGCAGUUCAUCGGCCGUCUGCCGAGAAAGACGGCAGAGUGGGUCCAGUGCCACCGCCCGACGUCGCUAGACCUGGCCAUCCAAUUGGCGGAGGACCAGAUGGUGGCGUGCCCAGGAGUCGGCGAAUCCCUGCCAGCGGUUUCUCUCUCUCUCUCUCUUCCCCUAUUGUUUCCCCUCGUCCUGUCCCACUUCCCAGGUCCCGUCCGGGCAUUUCUCUUCGGGUCCCACCCCGGGGAAGGGGUGGGCUGCCUCAGAGGCCGUCGCUGGCACAAGGGUGCUGCCCAGGGGCGGGGCUAG
Molecule: messenger RNA, 1653 nt
Organism: Onychostoma macrolepis
Lineage: Eukaryota; Metazoa; Chordata; Actinopteri; Cypriniformes; Cyprinidae
Exons: 3
Coding region: 760-1653 (297 amino acids)
Source: RefSeq, a predicted model, not a curated record